UUGCUUCGUGGGGCAGAAAGGGAUGAGCCGGGGCUCUCGAUCCCCACUUUCCGGAGCUUCAUUGCUUCACUCUUCUCUCUCCUUUCAGUGGGUUUCUUCACGUCUCCAAAUACACCCCCCCCCCCCCCCCCGCCCUCUCUCUCUCCGCAGUCGUCUCUCGCUCCACAUACCUUUCCUCCUCCUCUCUCUCUCUACAUCGGUCAAUAUAUAUCUGCAUGCGUACUCGCAGGAUACUUUGUGCGAAUGCGUAGAUUUUCGAAUCUGUUCCAGGUCAAAAGCCUAUUUUUGGUUAUGUGAGGCAGAAUUCUUCAUCAGUGGAAUACAUCAGUUGCCAUGUGCUUUUCAAUCUUGCCAGUCCCCAGAUGCCGAAUCCACGUUUUAGCUAGUUCAUGGUUCGAAAGUUUCCACUCUUCAAGCAGGGCUAGUGGAAGCAGUCCACAAUUUAGGGUUCUCGGGUCCAGUACCCAUGAGCUUGAAGGCGGAUACAGUAGGAGAUCGACAGGAAAAACUAUAACUACUAAGACAGUGGGAGUAAACAAAGACACCUUGAAUAGCAAAACAAGCAAUCUCAGACAAGAAAUAUCUGAUGGAUCAAUCAAAUCAAGUACCAAUAUAGGUAUCAAGAAAUCAAAAGUUAGUGAAUUCCAAAGCAUUCAGUACCCUGAUACUCAACGAAAUAUUGGUGUAUCACAAGAUUCGGUUGGCCUUACAACUCUCAUUGUGUUUGAUAUUGAAACCACUGGGUUUAGCAGAGAGAAUGAAAGGAUCAUUGAGAUUGCAAUGCAGGAUCUACUGGGUGGUAAAAACAGCACUUUCCAAACAUUAGUAAAUCCUGAACGCUAUGUGCCAAAUCAUCAUGUCCAUGGUAUUUCAACCUAUAUGGUGAGCAAACCCAAUAUUCCAAGGAUGAAGGAGCUUAUUCCAAUCUUGCUGCAGUACAUCAAAAGCCGCCAGAAACCUGGGGGACAUGUAAUAUUGGUUGCUCACAAUGCUCGCACUUUUGAUGUACCCUUUUUGGUUAAUGAAUUUAGUCGAUGUUCCUUUGAGAUUCCUCCAGAUUGGCUUUUUGUGGACACACUUCCUCUUGCACGUGAAGCCAUGAAGUCAGGAGGAUCAAAGGUUUCUUCAAAAGUAUCACUUCAAGCCCUUCGUGAGUAUUAUGAAGUUCCGCUCAUUGGAUCGGCUCAUAGAGCCAUGUCAGACGUGAACACGCUAUCAUUGAUUCUUCAGAGGUUGACUUUUGAUCUCAAAUUGCCGGUUUCUGGCCUUGUUGAAAGAUCUUUCACUGCAUCGGAUUUGAGUAGUGCGAAGAAGAAAAAGAGUUCAGGCUAGUUUCAGAGCAUGUUAUUGCUCGUGUAAUUGUUGAUCGUUGCAAUAUGUAACUCAUUCUAAUCAAUGAAAUCCAUGCCAAUUAUUCAUUCAGUAACCAGAUCUUAAGGAUAGAAGUACCCAAUAAAGCAUGAGUUUUGCAA
Molecule: messenger RNA, 1472 nt
Organism: Rhododendron vialii
Lineage: Eukaryota; Viridiplantae; Streptophyta; Magnoliopsida; Ericales; Ericaceae
Product: exonuclease DPD1, chloroplastic/mitochondrial
Exons: 4
Coding region: 334-1332 (332 amino acids)
Biological process (GO): DNA catabolic process
Cellular component (GO): cytoplasm
Molecular function (GO): nucleic acid binding; 3'-5'-DNA exonuclease activity
Source: RefSeq, a predicted model, not a curated record